This is a messenger RNA of Entrophospora sp. SA101, 474 nucleotides long. NCBI's taxonomy places the organism in Eukaryota, Fungi, Glomeromycota, Glomeromycetes, Entrophosporales, Entrophosporaceae. The record is from the annotation of a GenBank genome assembly.
AUGAAACAAAAAAAAGAUCAAGCAAACAUCGAUCCAAGGUUUGACAAUUUAUCAGGAAAAUUUAAUGAAGGAUUAUUUGAAAAAUCUUAUGAAUUUAUAGAAGAAUAUAAAAAAUCAGAGAUUAAUGAAAUUUCUAAAAGAAUUGAAAAAGAAAAGGAUAUUGAAGAAAAACAAAAAUUACAACAAUUGUUAGAUAAAAUGAAGUCAAAAUUAAUUAAAGAACAAGAUCAUAGGUAUAAAAGACAACUAAAGAAUGAGAGGAAGAAGAAAGAAUUAGAACUUGUUGGUAAAGGAAAGAAUCCCUAUUUCUUAAAAAGAGCCGAAGAAAAUAAAUUGGAAUUAAUUGAUAAAUAUAAAAAAAUUAAUAAUAAUAAAAAGAAAUUAGAUAACAUUAUUGAAAAACGUAGGAAAAAGAAUGCAUCAAAAGAAAUUAAGCAUUUACCUUUUAAGAAAAGACGAAAACUUGACAGAUGA